Messenger RNA from Aureobasidium namibiae CBS 147.97, 1281 nucleotides. RefSeq lists its product as uncharacterized. The coding region runs from base 1 to 1281 and encodes 426 amino acids. The record is from RefSeq and is a predicted model, not a curated record. The transcript has a single exon. NCBI's taxonomy places the organism in Eukaryota, Fungi, Ascomycota, Dothideomycetes, Dothideales, Saccotheciaceae.
AUGUCUGCAAACACACCUCCUACUUUUGAGCCUUUCGGCAGGCUUCCGUCUGAGAUCCGCAGCAUGAUAUUCUCGUAUAUGGUCCGAAACACUAUCAAAUCUCACCUGAAGCCGCAUGACAACAAAAUCUGCAUCAUUCAGGAUGAGUCCCAAAGCCAGAGCCUUGAUACUGGUGCAGCGAGAGCACAUCUUAUCACCUCUCCCUGGGUCACCCUAAACAAACAGUACUGUGCUGAGUACCUUGAAGUCUUCGUAAGAGAAGCAGAAUUGAGAACGUGCUUUUCAAGUCAAAGGCGGGCGUCCCCUCCGAGACACUCGAACAGCGCCACAUACCCACUUGAGCUAUGUGAACCUGAGAAGGUUCUCCGACUGAUCAGCCACCGCUUCAAUAUCGCUGGUCCCCAUGCUGGAAUCGAAACAUCAAGCAAGAAGCUAAUGUCACGUAUCAAUGGCGUAUGCUUCAGCUACCAGUGGCCUGGCUUAUACUUCAGGCGCGGAUUCGGGACAAUAGAGCGCCGUCAAUACCCUGACAGAGACUUCCUCAAAGCCCCCCUCAGACUCCAAAGACAAUACCAUGAGGAUAGCAAUAUUCCUUCCAACAGACUGUCCAUCGAAAUCAACUACGGAGAUCCUUCUUCCGCAUUUCUGAAAUGUCUCGAAUACCUGGACCCAGGAAUGUCCGAUCCACACACUAUCUCGUUCAAAGCAGUACAGGCUCGCAUCCAGGUCGACGAUCACGACACUUCAGUCGCCGCCAUUGAAAAAGAGCUCGAAAUCUUGAGGGAGGCUGUCGGAGAUCUUAUUGAGAAGCUGCGUAGUCAAUAUUCGAUGCGCCAUGAAUUGGAACUGAUUCGGAGGCUCGAAGACAUGAUAGACAGAGACAUAAUCUUGCUUCAGUUCCAACACCUCAGAGCCGUCGAUCAGGUUACAAAGUUCUGGAAAGCACCCGAUGGUGAGCGUGAGGCGAUUGAGUUGGCAAUUACUCUUCCACCUCUGCAUCAUCCUGUCUGGGGAUGCGACCUAGCCUCCUUACUAUUUCCUCAUCAACCCAACGACAAUGAUCGUGGUGCUAGUGCCCACAUCUCGGUUGUCGACGAUGACGAAGUCGAACUCGAUAACUUGUCUUUACCGACUUCCAACCAUCACGAAACUGCGUGUGUGAUCAUCGACAAUGGAAAAGACAACCAAGACGAUCCCGAUGGAACAACCUCAAUCCACCCUCCACCUCAAGCUGCACCACCCUUACCGAGCUGCUGUGGUCUCAGGUGCAUCCUGAUGUAG